GACUCUUUCUGGCUGGGCGCUCCUCCUCCUACUUCUUCUUCCCUGUGUCUUCACGUUUCAGAAAUCCGUCCGCCCGCCAUAGAGGCACCGUGCUAUGUUAUCACGGACAAGCCCGCGAAGAGGUGGGUAAACGGAGAAGCUCUGAAGAAGAUUUUGACAACGGGAGAGGUAGUAGCUGCUCUCCAACCAUCGUCUAAGCUUCCAAGGACAGAAAACAACGUGCCGGACACGCGGCGGCGGCGGCGGCGACGAUGCCGGCCGGGGGCGCGAAGACGCGGUUCGGCCGGUGCCCGUACUGCCGCGCCAUGAUCUGCCAGAGCACCAGCGCCGCCAUCUACUACUGCACCAAAUGCCGCACUCCGAUCCGAGGCAAGAACACGGAGCCGACAGACGAUGAAACGGACAACGCUCUGAGCAGUCUGGAGAUCCUCUCGGCCGUCGACACAGAGUCGGUCUUCUCCGACGAGCUCGAGGGUUCCUCUACUACGCAGCCCUCGGUCAUCGACGUCGACGGCGACCAACCUCCCUUCUCGUGCGGCUACAACUCCAACUCUGAUGCCAACAGCCAGGGGAUUGCGGCUGCUUCCUCGCCGUCGCCGCACAGAGGCUUCGGUUCACCACGGGCCGGCAAACCUCGGAGCAAUAGCUGCCUACCUCGGGGCGUCGAAGACGGCCUCAUUGGCUCGGAUGGACAGGACGAGGUUCGAGUCGUUCGACCGGUGAACAGUCGCGUCGAUGCGCUCCGGGCGUCGUCUCGGCGGACGAGGCGGGCGUUGAGCGCUUCCGACCCGAGCAUUCUGCGCCGACGUGACUUCUCUGUCCCGGAUCCCGAGGAGGCGCCGAGGAACGCGUCGUCCGGGCAGCAGCAGCUCCGGCAAUCCGCGCUGAGCUCUAGGGAGCUCAGGACGUCUGCCAGCGUGUCCGCUGCCACGGCGUCGCCCCUGACGGACCCGGCGUUCCAAAGGGACCUGCUGCACGCGCUGGACAAGCUCCGCGGCAUGAUUGCCAGCAUCGAGCUGCAGCCGCGGCAGGCGAGCGGCGGGAGCGGGGCCGUGACGCGGCGCGACUCUCGUUUGUUCCGGCGGCUGGAGUCGCGGCUCGCGGAGGAGCUUCCCGCCGACAGCGCGGCGGCACGUGGCCCGCGCCGGAACGGUUACUCGAGCGCUGGCUCCGCCUCGUGGUCGUCGUCGGCGUCGUCGUCCAGCGGACAGGGCGAGCGGCACGCAGCGAGGCCGCAGAGGAGGCGCCACUGCCUCCCGGUCCUGGGGGGCGCGCCGUUCGUCGUCUGCGGCGAGUGCUCGGAGCUUCUCCAGGCGCCCACGUCGGCGGUGCCGUCGCGGAGGAGGGGAAGCGUCAGGCUGCGGUGCGGCGGGUGCGAGAAAGUGCUCGAGGUGGCGCUUCCCGCGGUCGCGGGUACCGCUGGCCCCGCGCGCCGGACGAGCGGGGUGUCCGGCUCGGGUGAGCUGGAACGCGCGGCGAGCAGGAGCGGCGGUGCCGGUGCGCAGCAGGUGCCGUUGCUGCUGCACCGCGCGCUGGGGUACGACUCGAUGAGCCAGCUUCUGCAGAGCCGGCGGUACUGAAGUGCUGAGAGAUUUUGAUUUUUGAGCGAGCUUUUUUACGGGUUCUUUUUCACUAAUGGUUCCAAGGCAAAUCUAGCACUUUUUUUUUUGAUCGUAAGGCAAAUCUAGCACUUGGUACUGGUAACUGACCUUUGUGUGUU
This is a messenger RNA of Triticum aestivum (bread wheat), 1720 nucleotides long. RefSeq lists its product as uncharacterized. The record is from RefSeq and is a predicted model, not a curated record. The coding region runs from base 252 to 1580 and encodes 442 amino acids. NCBI's taxonomy places the organism in Eukaryota, Viridiplantae, Streptophyta, Magnoliopsida, Poales, Poaceae. The transcript has 3 exons. Gene Ontology annotation, biological process: regulation of defense response to fungus.